Molecule: messenger RNA, 850 nt
Organism: Elephantulus edwardii (Cape elephant shrew)
Lineage: Eukaryota; Metazoa; Chordata; Mammalia; Macroscelidea; Macroscelididae
Product: rho-related GTP-binding protein RhoU-like
Exons: 3
Coding region: 1-786 (261 amino acids)
Biological process (GO): small GTPase-mediated signal transduction
Molecular function (GO): GTPase activity; GTP binding
Source: RefSeq, a predicted model, not a curated record
AUGCCGCCGCAGCAAGGGAACCCCGAGUACAUCAGCAAGCCUGUGGCGGGCUGCUGCGGCUGUGAGGUGCCACCCGUUCCCCCGCGCCGCGUGCGCAGCGGCCGGAGCGCAGCCUUGGCCUCGCGCAGUAGAGCCGGCGGGGCAGAGAGACGCAGCAUCAAGUGCGUUCUGGUCGGAGAUGGUGCUGUAGGGAAGACCAGCCUGGUAGUGAGCUAUACCACCAAUGGAUACCCCACCGAGUACAUCCCUACCGCCUUCGACAACUUCUCUGCUGUCGUGUCUGUGGAUGGGCGUCCUGUGGGACUCCAGCUCUGUGACACAGCUGGCCAGGAUGAAUUUGACAAGCUCAGGCCUCUAUGCUACACAAACACAGACAUCUUCCUGCUGUGCUUCAGUGUGGUGAGCCCUACGUCCUUCCAGAAUGUGAGUGAGAAGUGGGUCCCUGAGAUCCGGUGUCAUUGCCCCAAAGCCCCCAUCAUCCUGGUCGGAACUCAGUCAGAUCUCAGAGAAGAUGUCAAAGUCCUCAUUGAAUUGGACAAAUGCAAAGAGAAGCCCGUGCCUGAAGAGGCGGCCAAGUUCUGUGCUGAAGAAAUCAAAGCUUCCUCUUAUAUAGAAUGUUCAGCUUUGACUCAGAAAAACCUGAAAGAAGUCUUUGACGCAGCCAUAGUUGCUGGCAUUCAGUACUCAGACACUCAACAACAGCCAAAGAAGCCCAAGAGCCGGACUCCAGACAAGAUGAAAAACCUCUCCAAGUCCUGGUGGAAGAAAUACUGCUGUUUUGUAUAAUGCUGGCAAGAAACUCACAAAGCUAUUUCCAGAUGAAAUCAAUAUUAGAAGCUAUAUUAGCUGA